This is a messenger RNA of Melampsora larici-populina 98AG31, 588 nucleotides long. RefSeq lists its product as uncharacterized. The record is from RefSeq and is a predicted model, not a curated record. The transcript is spliced from 5 exons. Gene Ontology annotation, cellular component: ribosome; cytosolic large ribosomal subunit. Gene Ontology annotation, molecular function: structural constituent of ribosome; RNA binding. Gene Ontology annotation, biological process: translation. Bases 1 to 588 code for a protein of 195 amino acids. NCBI's taxonomy places the organism in Eukaryota, Fungi, Basidiomycota, Pucciniomycetes, Pucciniales, Melampsoraceae.
AUGUCCCCUCUCCCUGCAAAACGUCCUAUCUCACCUACGUGCCCUCCUAACAAUGCUCAACACUUUCAGGCCGACACGAAGACCAACCCCAUGCGAGAGCUCAAAAUCGAAAAGCUCGUCAUCAAUAUCUCGGUCGGUGAAUCUGGAGAUCGAUUGACCCGAGCAUCAAAAGUUUUGGAACAACUUACCGGUCAAACCCCUGUGACUUCCAAAGCUCGUUACACUGUUCGUUCAUUUGGUAUUCGAAGAAAUGAAAAGAUCGCCUGCCAUGUCACUAUCCGAGGCCCUAAAGCUGAGGAAAUCUUGGAACGUGGACUCAAAGUGAAGGAGUAUGAACUACGGAAGCGAAACUUCUCUGAGACCGGAAACUUUGGCUUCGGUAUCACUGAACACAUUGAUUUGGGUAUCAAAUACGACCCUGGAAUUGGUAUCUUUGGUAUGGACUUCUACGUUGUCAUGGGUCGACCUGGCUUCCGAGUGGCUCGACGCAAGCAUGCCACAGCCCGUGUUGGAUACAAACACAAAGUCAAAAAGGAAGACACUAUGACCUGGUUCCGAUCUCGCUUCGAUGGUAUCCUUGUUCGAUAA